Messenger RNA from Pantherophis guttatus, 1526 nucleotides. The record is from RefSeq and is a predicted model, not a curated record. NCBI's taxonomy places the organism in Eukaryota, Metazoa, Chordata, Lepidosauria, Squamata, Colubridae.
AGCUGGUAGACGGAGGUUGGCCGGGCCGGUCCCGGCAGCGGCCCGGAGCGGGCGGGCAUGGGGGGCUGCCUCUCCUCGCAGGCAGCUGAUGACCUGUCGCUACUCAACGAUUCUACCGGCGAUGGGACAAGCCUUGGGCCUGGAGACCCACCUCCCCUCCCUGCCCCGCCGCCCCCCUACCAGGAGAAAAAUAUGAAAUAUCAGCUGCACAAUGCUGUUUUUGUGCUACCAACCAUCAGUCUGGAAGCUCCCUUGGUUGAAGAGAAGACUACUUGGGCUGCUCUUAUUACAAGACAUGGGAAAUGGAAGGCUGUUCAGGAUCACACUCCAAUUCCAGUGUAUCACCCAACGCCUAGCCAGGCACGUCUUGCCACACAACUAACAGAAGAGGAGCAAAUCCGGAUAGCUCAAAGGAUUGGACUAAUUCAGCACCUUCCUAAAGGAAUAUUUGAUCCCGGCUCAGAGCCAUCAGAAAAGAAAAUCAAAGAGUGUGUAAUCUGUAUGCUGGAUUUUGUAUAUGGAGAUCCCAUCCGAUUCCUGCCUUGUCUACACAUCUACCAUGUAAACUGCAUUGAUGACUGGCUGAUGCGAUCAUUCACAUGUCCUUCUUGCAUGGAGCCAGUUGAUGCUGCUCUGCUCUCCUCCUAUGAGACUAACUGAGCCAUGACACCCACCCACCCCCGGUGAAGUAAACAGUGAAGGUCUCCAACCUUUCCAGCUCCGUGGACCAGCGGCGGGCGGGGGCAAUGGUUCCGCACGCGCUUGCCAGCUGCUUGCAUGGUCCGAUUGCCAAUAAGCCAUGAAUUGGUAGUGGUCGUUGGAGUUGGUGGACCCAUUUUAAAGUACAUUUCUUUGAAAGUCCUUGUCCCAUGUUAUCUCAUCCCUUGGUAUCACUUGUAUCUUCAUUUUGAAGUUCACCCAAAAAAAAAGUGGCAGAAGUAAAGAUGGAGCUCAGUAUUUAAGUUACUAGUAUACUCUAACCAGCAUGCUCUGUUGAGUAUUAGUAUCUCGUUGUUUAGAGAUAUGGGAAAUAUUAAGAUUGCUUCAUGCAGACCAUCAAAAUCUGUAUUUAGGAAAUCAUAAUACUGAGGAAAAUAACAUGGUAUAUAUCUUUCAGGCCAAGCACGGUCUCCUAGAGAGUACAAUAUUGUGCCAAACAUUUCACUUCAUCUAUGAAUUCUCUUAAGCCACUCAGAACAUUGAAGCGGGCAAUAUAUAAAUGACUUAAAAGUGGCAUAGUUCCUUUCAAGACAUGGGAUCACUUUCUCCAAUGCUGUAUGGAAGGAUAUUUAAAGCCCCUAUCCUUACUGGUUUGGAAAAUCAAAGGAAAAGGGGGAGAAAAACCAGAAGUUUUUUUCUUUACAGAAGAAAUUUUUUUUCUUUACAGGAAGAUGGGGGUUUACUAUAAGGGACUAUCACUUAAAGAGAAAUAGUACCAAUUAUUUCUUUUUUUCUAUCCCAAAGAAUCACUAGGUAAGGUAAUUGCUCUAUUUAAUUCAUAAAAAAAUAAAAUCCACAGAACAGAG